Closterium sp. Yama58-4 is the source of this 474-nucleotide messenger RNA. Lineage: Eukaryota; Viridiplantae; Streptophyta; Zygnematophyceae; Desmidiales; Closteriaceae. The record is from the annotation of a GenBank genome assembly.
AUGUUUUACGGAGCGAUGGUCUGGGAUCCGUGGCUCAUAGUGGCACAAAUCGCGUGUCUACAGUCGUUAUUCUACCUCUCUCUCGGCGUUUUCCUGUGGCUCUUCGUCGGGUCGCACGUUCCGCGAUUCACGCUCAAGUAUUUCUUCGACUACUCUGUGAUUUCGCCGUCCAGCUUCGUCGGCUGGUGCUGCAUAUUCGCGUUUCUGGCAAACGCGUUUGUAGGCGCCUUCUAUCUGGUAGUGGUGGUGGAGCGAACCAAAAAGUGUCUCGACUUCGCAGCCACGGUGCAUCUGCUGCACGCGCUGCUCUGCCUACUCUACGAGGAGCAGCAGGGUCGAGUCAAGUCUAAGUGCUCAAAGGUUCUUAGCAAUCUGCGUCAGCAGAAUGGCAGUCUCCACCUUGAAUUGCAUACAUGGACUUUUGAGGCGCCAAUAAAAAAGCUUCUCCCACCCACUGGCUGUUCAGGAUCUUAG